AAUUAAGAACUAUAGAUCAAGAAAAGAAAACGUUUUCGAUCUCAUAGCUACGUAAUGGCCUCUGUUAAAAUACCGAUUUCGGUCCCUUCUCCUCGAUUGGAUGCCGAUCAGCUCUACAACGCCUUCAAAGGAAGAGGAUGCGAAACUUCCGUGAUUAUCGAGGUUCUUGCCCACCGAAGCUCGACUCAACGUGCCCUUAUCGAACAGGAAUACGAAACCAAGUUCUCUGAUGAUCUCCGGAAACGCUUACAGGCCGAGCUGCAUGGCCAUCUCAAGAAAGCAGUCCUUCUAUGGAUGCCUGAACCAGUGGCACGAGACGUGUCGAUUCUGAAACAUGCCCUUAGGGGAGCCGCGACGGACCACAAGGCUAUCACCGAAAUCAUAUGUACUCGGUCUGGUUCUCAGUUACGUGAGAUCAAACAGAUUUACUUCAACACUUUCGGUGUCAGCCUCGAACACGACAUUCAAUCCGAAGCCUCUGGUAAUCACAAAAGGCUUCUGCUUGCGUAUUUGAACACUACACGGUACGAAGGGCCGGAGAUCGAUAACGUGAUGGUGGAGAACGAUGCGAGAACUCUUAAGAGCGCGGUGGCUAGGAAGCAUGGAUCUGAUGACAAGACUUUGAUUCAGAUUUUCACCGACAGAAGCAAAACACAUUUGUCUGCUCUUCGAUCUACUUACCGUUCUAUGUAUAAAAAGGAAUUAGGAAAGGCUAUAAAAGACGAAACACACGGGAAUUUCGAGCAUGCCCUUUUGACAAUCCUGCAAUGUUCGGAAAACCCGUCGUUCUACUUCGCAAAGGCGUUGAGGAAGUCGAUGAAAGGGCUUGGAACGGAUGACACAGCGUUGAUAAGGAUAGUGGUGACGAGAGCAGAGGUGGACAUGCAGUACAUAAAGGCCGAAUACCGAAAGAGGUACAACAAGACACUGUACAACGCUGUCCAUUCCGACACGACUGGACAUUACAGGACCUUCCUCCUCUCUCUUUUAGGUUCCAAAGAUUAAAAUCUUUUUCCCUUCUCUCCUCUUCUUUUUAGUAUAUAUGGAGAAUUCACAUUGAUUUGAUCCAUAUGAUUUAUAGUUUGUCCAUUUUCAAGUGACUUCUGUACCAUUUGAUGUCAAUUUUUCUGAUGUUGAGUGAUUGGAACAAUCUUUCGUGAUGA
Messenger RNA from Tarenaya hassleriana, 1163 nucleotides. Its product is annotated as annexin D5. NCBI's taxonomy places the organism in Eukaryota, Viridiplantae, Streptophyta, Magnoliopsida, Brassicales, Cleomaceae. Gene Ontology annotation, cellular component: cytoplasm. Gene Ontology annotation, molecular function: calcium-dependent phospholipid binding; calcium ion binding. The transcript is spliced from 6 exons. Bases 55 to 1005 code for a protein of 316 amino acids. The record is from RefSeq and is a predicted model, not a curated record.